This is a messenger RNA of Colletotrichum spaethianum, 726 nucleotides long. Its product is annotated as esterase mlcF. Gene Ontology annotation, biological process: secondary metabolite biosynthetic process. The coding region runs from base 1 to 726 and encodes 241 amino acids. NCBI's taxonomy places the organism in Eukaryota, Fungi, Ascomycota, Sordariomycetes, Glomerellales, Glomerellaceae. Gene Ontology annotation, cellular component: nucleus; cytoplasm. The record is from RefSeq and is a predicted model, not a curated record. The transcript has a single exon.
AUGGCUGCUCAGCAGAUGAAGGCUCUCGGGGCCCCUGAAGACCGCGGGCUACCCAAAGCCAUACUGUGCAUACACGGCGCAGGUUCAUCGGGGGACAUAUUCCGCAUUCAGCUCACCAAGAUCCGCACGGCGCUCAAACAUGAAUUCGACUUCGUCUUCGUAAACGGGCCGCACCUCACCUCCCCUGGGCCGGGCGUAUUGCCGUGGUUCGAAGGCGCCGGGCCUUACUAUUCGUGGUUCAAGGAGGAGGAUGCAACCAUGGAGCGGCGACUUGAGCAGAUCAAUGACGCCGUGAAGGAUGCCCAAGAGCAAUGGGACUCCACCAAGAAAAACCCGCACUCACGCAUUGUAGGGGUCAUGGCCUUCUCCGAGGGGUCGCUGGCGGCGACUAUGCUGCUCUGGCAACAGAGUAUGGGCCGCUUACCGUGGCUGUCCACUCUGCACUUCGCGACGCUCAUGUGCUGCUACUUUCGGCAGGAGGCCGCUGAGUACAUGUGCGCGGAUCUGGCGGGUGAGGAAAAGGCGCUGAUAAACGUCCCGACGCUGCAUGUGCAUGGUAAGCGCGAUUUCUGCCUGGCCGGCGCGAGGAGGUUGGUCGCAAAUCACUACUUGUCUGAGUAUGCUCAGGUUAUGGAGUUUGAUGGCACACAUCAUGUUCCGAUGAAGCGUGAGGACGUCGACAGGGCAGUGAGACUUGUUUUACGUCUUUCUUGCGCUGUCCCCUAA